AUGAUUUAUUAUAUUGUAUUAUUAUUAUUAUUUCCAAAUUGUUUGGCAAAUAGUAAAGUGCCACUGCUGUCCUUGAGCCAGCGAGAUACAUAUGUGAAUAGGACUAGUAAUGAACCCUUAAAGUUCCUCCCAUUCAUAAUGUUGAUAAAUCGUAACCAAGAUACAAGCGAAUAUUGGCGGGAAACUGAAAUUCUAUCACUUGUACGGAACAAUGAAUUAGACAUUGAUUUUGAGAAGUGCGAACAAAAAAGUCCGAAGCGAUCGCUGGUUCAGUUUCCAAGUAAACGGCAAGUCAGGCCAAUAUGUAGAAGUACAUAUGAUUACCAGCUUUGCCCUCAGUGUCCACGAUUCAGUAAUCGCACGGAGUGUGAACUAUUCCGUGACUCGUGUAUAGAGCGUAAAGUCCAUCCUUCAGAGUACCGCAACUACUGUGAUAAGAAAUACGGAAAAUGGAGAGCAAUGCUCAUACCAGCUGAUUAUAGUCAGUGUCGCUGCUGUGAUGACUGUGUUUUUUACCGAGAAUUAGACCAGUCGUGUGUUGAAGAUGAGUAUAAUUUCGACUCUGAAGAGUUUUUACCAGUCACGACUAUUGAUUUCAGAGCGGGUUGCAAUCCAUAUUGGGGUCACCCAGAGCAAGAAAUGAGGGCACUUCGCUGUGACCAAAUCCUCCGAAGAUGUGUUCCUGUUACUAUGCCUCCCUUACCAACAGAUACACUAAGCUAUAGCCGACGCAAUUUUCGCUUCGAACCGCCAUCAGGUGGUAGCGACUGUCCGAUAUCAUGUCGUGGCUUCGAGUGCCGGGGCGGUCUUGUGAAGGAGAACGAAUGUCCGCUCGGUGCUUAUCUCCCAGAUAAGGAGCUGUGCAAUUGCUGUGGAAAAUGCAGUACCUAUCAUCAAUUAAAUCAAAAGUGUGCAGAGUUUAAGAAGUUUCUUCAUAACGUGAAUGGAACCAAUGAGAUGGAGGUUGAAGAGGAAUUCUUGGAGCCGGGGUGUGAUGAUGGCCUCGUGUGUAGACAGGGCUUUUGUCAGGAUAUACACUCUGUGCAAACUUCAGCUGGUGUCAGACGAAAGCGUGAUGAACGAUUGCUAGAGGCUAAUGAGCCAUGCAAACAAGAGUUGAAAUAUUUCAAGAAAAAAUACGGAAAAGACGGUCACCUACAUUACAAUGCGCCACAAUGCACUCCCCUGUGGCUCUAUGCGCCUGUUCAAUGUCGAAGGUUCGUGUGCUAUUGCGCGCUUGAAGAUGGUACUUUUAUUCAGGGCAUCAAAGUGCCACGCGUUGAAGUAUCGAAUAUGAACUGCGACUGUGUCCGCGAGAAGUGUCGAACGGGUGCUGACGUGGAUUGCGAUGGUUACGGAAACUAUAAGGAGGCGAUGUUCACAGCCCACAUUGAGGGGGGCGACCAGAAAACUGACAAAACAAAGAAGACGAAUGUGAAAACGUCAACUCGAUCUCGAUCAAUAAGAACUGGCUACGAGGCUGCAUUGCCAACAAUGCCAUUACUGUAAAAUUUAAUUAUCAAUGAAAUGCCAUUAAAUAUAAUUCGGUG
Molecule: messenger RNA, 1550 nt
Organism: Nymphalis io (European peacock)
Lineage: Eukaryota; Metazoa; Arthropoda; Insecta; Lepidoptera; Nymphalidae
Exons: 14
Coding region: 1-1509 (502 amino acids)
Source: RefSeq, a predicted model, not a curated record